Messenger RNA from Melospiza melodia melodia, 3770 nucleotides. RefSeq names its product polyhomeotic homolog 2 (gene PHC2). Gene Ontology annotation, biological process: negative regulation of DNA-templated transcription. The transcript has 17 exons. The coding region runs from base 34 to 3189 and encodes 1051 amino acids. The record is from RefSeq and is a predicted model, not a curated record. NCBI's taxonomy places the organism in Eukaryota, Metazoa, Chordata, Aves, Passeriformes, Passerellidae. Gene Ontology annotation, cellular component: PRC1 complex; nucleus. Gene Ontology annotation, molecular function: chromatin binding; histone binding; zinc ion binding.
GACCCCGUUCCACCGGCCCGGCCCGGCCCCGCCAUGGAGAAUGAGCAGCUCCCGGCCCCGGCGCCCGCCAGCAGCACCGGCAGCGCGGCCCCGGCGCCCGCCAGCAGCGCGGCCGCGCGCCCCGCCGGGCCCCAGAUCUCCGUCUACAGCGGCAUCCCCGACCGCCAGACCGUGCAGGUGAUCCAGCAGGCGCUGCACCGGCAGCCCAACACGGCGGCGCAGUACCUGCAGCAGAUGUACGCGGCUCAGCAGCAGCACCUCAUGCUGCAGACGGCCGCGCUCCAGCAGCAGCACCUCACCAGCGCCCAGCUCCAGAGCCUGGCCGCCGUGCAGCAGGCGAGCCUGGCGGCGAACCGGCAAAGCGGCUCCUCGGGGGGCAACGGCACCCAGCCCGCCCCGGCGCAGCAGCCCACGAUCAACCUGGCGACGUCGCCGGCGGCGGCGCAGCUGCUGAACCGGGCGCAGAGCGUGGGGCCCGGCGCGUCGGGCAUCGCUCAGCAGGCCGUGCUGCUGGGCAACACUGCCUCGCCCGCCCUCACCGCCAGCCAGGCCCAGAUGUACCUGCGGGCACAGAUGCUCAUCUUCACACCCACGGGCCCCGUCAGCGCUGUCCGGCCCGAGAGCCCUGCGCCGGCCCCUCCGCCGGCCCCGCCACCCGCCCCACCACCCAGCACCCCUCAGGUGCACAGCCUGGCCCUGCGCCCCGCCGGCCCCCACCUCCCUGCCCUGGCCAUGAAGCCCCCCGGGGGUGCCCCUCCCCGGGCUGGCCCUCCCCGGGGGCCCCCGCCCGAGCCCCCCGCCGAGCACCUCAAAAAGGCCGAGGGGCACGAGGGCCGCGCCCAUGGCCUGGCCCGCAGCGCCGCCCCCGCUGCCACCCACCCGCUCGUCACCCCAGCCUACGCCCCGCUGCAGCCCCCCCAGUUCCUGCAGCAGCCGCCGAAGCCGAUGCAGCCGCAGCCGCCGCCGCAGCAGCAGCAGCAGCAGCAGUUCGUCAUCCAGCAGCAGCAGCAGCAGCUGGGCCCCCGUGGGCAGCCUCCCUCGGGCCCCCCCAGCACCCCCCAGCUCCAGCCCCUGCCCCCUGCCAGCCCCGGCCCGGGCCCCCAGCCCAAAACGGGGGUGCCCCAGGGGGCGGGGGGCGAGGGCGGCCCCCCCAACGGGCACCCCGGCUGCCACGCUGCCCCCCGCAAGUUCCAGCACGCCUCGGCUGUCAUCCUGCAGCUGCAGCCCGCCGGCCCCACGGUGAGGGGCCCCCACAUCUCCCCCCAAACCUUCAUCAUCAGGGGCCCCCACACAACCCCCAAAGCCUUCACAAGCCUCCCCCCAAACCCUCACAGUGAGGGGCCCCCAAACAUCCCCCCAAACCUGCAUCAGGAGGGACCCCCAAACAUCCCCCCAAACCUGCAUCAGGAGGGGUCCCCAAACAUCUCCCCCAAACCUGCAUCAGGAGGGGCCCCCACACAUCCCCAAGCCUCCCCCCAAACCCUCACAUCGUGCAGGCGCAUGUCCCCGUGCCACCCGCACCCACACCUGCCCCGAGCCCCGCACCCGUCCCUCGGGGUCCCCGAGGGCGCCCGCCGGGACCCGCUGCCCGUGCCGAGGAGCGCCGAGAGCCCGCCUGCCGCCCCGCCGCAGCCCCCCGCCCUCUCGCCGCCCGCCGCCCCCCCGGGCCCCGACACCCCCGAGGGCGAGCGGCCCCUCACGCACGGCGCGGCCGUGGCGCGCGGGCUGGGGGCGUGGCCACGUCUGGAGGCUCCGCCCUGCUGCGUCAGGGUGCAACCGAUGUGGGGGCGUGGCCACGCCCGUGCAGUCCCGCCCCCUAUGGAGCGAGGCCCCGCCCCCCAUGGCGGGGGCGCGGGAGGAGGCGCCUUGUUGGGGUGGGCGUGUCCGAGGCUCCGGGCGCGCGCGGCGGCAGCGCCCGCCAAUGGGCGCGCGGGGGCGUGGCCGCGGCAGGCGCCGCCCCCGCCGCCGCCUUUGUCCCCGCUCGGCCCUGGCCCCGCUCCCGGCGCCGCUCCCGCCGCAGCCCCGGCCCGGGCCCCCCGCCAUGGCCCCCCCGACCCGCUGAGCGCCCGACCUCACUUCCGCAUCCGCCCCCGGCCCCGGUCCGGCCCCGCGGCCCGGGCGAGGGAGGGGCGGGGGCAGCGGGAGCCGCCGCCGCCGCCGGACAAAGAGCCCCCCGAGCGCCUCCAUGCGCAGCCCCGCAUUCCCGGGAUGACCUCGGGCUCCGGCAGCGCUGCCGCCACCGUCGCCGGCGCCGCCCCCCACAAUGGUGAGAACAAACCGCCCCAGGCCAUCGUGAAACCCCAGAUCCUCACGCACGUCAUCGAGGGCUUCGUCAUCCAGGAGGGCGCCGAGCCCUUCCCGGUGGGCCGCUCCUCGCUGCUGGUGGGGGCCCUGCACAAGCAGUAUGCACAGGAGCUGCUGCCAGACAAGCUGCCAGCACAGGACAACACCACCACCACCGACUCGGACAUGGAGGAGCCGUACCUGCAAGAAUCCAAAGAGGAGGGGAACCCCCCCAAGUUGAAGUGUGAGCUCUGCGGCCGCGUUGACUUCGCCUACAAGUUCAAGCGCUCCAAGCGCUUCUGCUCCAUGGCCUGUGCCAAGAGGUACAACGUGGGCUGCACCAAGAGGGUGGGGCUGUUCCACCCCGACCGCAGCAAGCUGCAGAAACCGGGAGGGCCCCCCCACGGGCGGCGCCGCAGCUGCAAGGGGAGCCUGCCCCCCCUGAGCAAGGACAGCAAGAAACAGCCCCCGGGGUCUGUCCCAGCGGGGUCGGUGACGGCGUCGUUGCAGCUCAACCACAGCCAGGAGGAUUCCAGCCGCUGCUCGGACAACUCCAGCUACGAGGAGCCGCUGUCGCCCAUCUCGGCCAGCUCCUCCACGUCGCGGCGCCGGCAGGGGGAGCGGGAGCUGGAGCUGCGGGACAUGGAGCUGCCCGAGCGCGACCUGCCCGGCCUCGGCCACCGCUUCCUGCCCAGCGAGCCCAGCAAGUGGAACGUGGAGGACGUUUACGAGUUCAUCCGCUCACUGCCGGGCUGCCAGGAGAUCGCCGAGGAGUUCAGGACGCAGGAGAUCGACGGGCAGGCGCUGCUGCUGCUCAAGGAGGAUCAUCUCAUGAGCACCAUGAACAUCAAGCUGGGCCCGGCCCUCAAGAUCUACGCCCGCAUCAACAUGCUCAAGGACUCCUGAGGGGAGGGAGGGCACCCCAACUUCCCCCAGGGGACCCCUGACCCCCCCAGUGCGGCCCCGGGGAGGGGGCAAAGGGGGGGAGACACUUGUGAGCACACCCCGCCCCCCCUGCCCCCCCCGGGGGGUGUAAAUAGCCCGUAGCUCUAGAGCCCCCCCCCACCCCUCACCCAGCUUUGGGGGGUCACCCCCCCCUUCUCCAGCAGGGAGGGGGGGUCCCCGCGUGUCCCCCCCCGUGUCCCCCCCAGGUGAGCAGAGCCAAGCAGGACGGUUGUUGCCUUAACGUGUGCUCCCUCCCCCAGCUGGGAUUGGGGAGGUUUGGACGCCCCCCAAAAGGGGUCAGGGAGAGGUGUGGGGGGCGCGGAGGAGGCGUCACCCCCCCCGUUCACACACACGCCCCCCCCCCACACUCUGGGCUGGGUUUGGGGGUGCCCGAGCAGAGGACAGUGGUGGGGGUCCCCCCCCAGGCAGGUAAGGACCCCCCCACUCCCCCCCUCAGCCAGCACGAUCUUUUUAAGAAAAGAAAAGGAAAAAAAAAAUUGAAAAAAAACCACACAUGGUCCCACCCCCCCUUUCCUGUUUUU